CAAUAUAAAUUCUAAUCCUCUCAUUCUUUCUUUUUCAAUUCCAUAUCAAAUUUAUUCCAGCUUUCUUCUUCUUUUGUUGAGCAGAAGCUAGCAGUCUUCGUGCUCAAAUGGCUCAAGCCUCAGAGAUGAACAAUAGCGUGUUGAAUUCGACAACUCCUAGUGUAGAGCUAGAGUGUUUCUCCCCUUAUAUGAUCAUCACCAAUGGAAUAUGGCUUGACGACGAUCCUCUAAGAUACUCUCUCCCUCUUUUCCUUAUCCAACUCCUUAUAAUAACGCUGACCAGUCGCACUCUUAAUGCUAUCUUGAAACCCUUUGGCCAGCCUAUGGUCCUCGCUGAGAUCCUAGCAGGGAUGCUGCUGGGACCAUCUUUUGUGGGAAAAUUCUUUCAAGGAUUUCAGGCUCAUUUCUUUCCACCAAGAAGCAUCAGCAUACUGUCGUCGAUGGGUAACUGUGGCCUACUUUGCUUUGUGUUCAUGGUUGGAGUUGAGAUGGACAUAAAUGUGCUAAGGCAAAUGAAGAAGAAAGUAAUGGCUAUCGGAGCGAUUAGCAUUGUGCUUCCUUUUGCGAUCACCUUGACUGCUGCCUACCUCUUUCGCGGCUAUUUCCUUGAAGAAAAAAAGAACAAUGCCUUUUAUGUCUAUCUCGCUCUGGCUCUAUCAAUCACUACAUUUCCUGUGCUCGCUCGAGUCCUUAGAGAUCUCAAGCUUCUGAACACAGAGGUCGGUCGAGUUUCCAUAUUGUCCUCUGUCGUCAACGAUCUGUUCUCUUGGGUGUUGCUUGCCCUUGUCGCUGUACUCUCAGGAACUAUGAGAGCCGAUAAAGGGAUGGACGGCCUACCAUUCCUCUACAUCUUGCUGUCGAGCCUGGGCUUCUUUAUCAUCUGCGUUGUCUUGGUGCGACCGGUAUUAAAAUGGCUCGUGGACAGGACGCCGGAAGGAGAGCCUAUGAGCGAUAUAGACCUGGGCGUGGUCAUCAUGGGGGUGAUGGUAUCUGCAUACGUAACUGAUUUCAUCGGCGUUCAUGGUGUUUUUGGGGCGUUCAUUUAUGGACUGAUGUUUCCAUAUGGAACCCAUGGUACUGCACUGGUUGAGAGAUUGGAGACUUUUGUUAUGAUGUGA
Asparagus officinalis (garden asparagus) is the source of this 1118-nucleotide messenger RNA. RefSeq names its product cation/H(+) antiporter 15-like. Gene Ontology annotation, cellular component: endomembrane system; membrane. The coding region runs from base 108 to 1118 and encodes 336 amino acids. Lineage: Eukaryota; Viridiplantae; Streptophyta; Magnoliopsida; Asparagales; Asparagaceae. Gene Ontology annotation, molecular function: antiporter activity. The transcript is spliced from 2 exons. The record is from RefSeq and is a predicted model, not a curated record. Gene Ontology annotation, biological process: proton transmembrane transport; regulation of pH.